AUUAUAAUAAUGAUCGGUGCUUCUGGACAUGCCUUAGCUCGUUUAGUUUUUGGUCUAACAGAUAUCGCAAACUUAUUCUAUCUAGGUGCUGUAAUUGCAGCAAUCGGUCCAGUAGUCGCACCAGUACUAAGAUCGAUGACAUCAAAAGUUGUACCAAUUUCAGAAAGGGGAAAAGUCUUUUCCUGGUUAUCUGUAUUCGACAAUGCAGUACCAUUAUUUUCCGGAGUACUUUACACCCAAGUGUACAAUGCUUCGAUAAACACUCAUCCUGCUGGAAUAUUUUGGUUAACUAUGAGCACACAGAUUGUGGUAUUUAUCCUAAUACUGUGCGUCCAUCUAAUAUUAGGAGACAAACCUCUUCUAGUUGAAGAAGAAAAAAGCGAAGAAGCCAUUAUUCAGAGGGCCGAUGAGACCUCAAACGAAAAGACUGAUUCAAUAAGAUACUGAAAGUGUAGACGCUUCAACACCUCGAUUAAUUCGAUGGUGGUCAAAAGUCACAGUCGAACCAACAUUGUUCCUGUACAAUUUGGCCUGUAUGACCACAUCUGUGGUCGAAC
Molecule: messenger RNA, 557 nt
Organism: Ctenocephalides felis (cat flea)
Lineage: Eukaryota; Metazoa; Arthropoda; Insecta; Siphonaptera; Pulicidae
Biological process (GO): transmembrane transport
Cellular component (GO): membrane
Molecular function (GO): transmembrane transporter activity
Source: RefSeq, a predicted model, not a curated record